AUGAGCGGCCGCGUGGUGAAACUCAAGCAUGCUGUGCUUCCUGGCAACGCGCUAGGCAAGGUUGCCAGAGCGGUCAUCAUGCGCGAUUCGAAUAGGGCCGUCCGCAAGCUGCCCGUCGAGCACAUGGCCGCAGAGGAGCAAGUGAAUCUUGCUGCAGACUUGGAGAUACAGGCGCAAGAGCUUACAGAGGAGCAAUCGCUGGCCAACAUUGAGGAGCUGCGUCCCAGCGACCCCAUCCUCUACAGGCACGAGUUUGAUGAGCUGCUACAGAACCUGCUGAAGGGCUUCACAGUCUCUCAGCUGAAGGCUUAUCUUCUGGUUGCGAGCAAGACUGCUCUGAAGAGCUCUGAACGCAAGGAACAGCCGAUGUACAGCAUUAUAAGAGGCACCAAAUGCGAGCCUUGGGCGCCGUUACGAAAGCUCAAGAUUACUGGGUCGCCCAAGGAAAGAAUAGGAUUGACUCUGUUGACGGAGGCCUGGGGCCUCCAGAUCAGAGAGUACGUCGAUGGUAAAGGUGUAUUCAGUCCCAGAAUUGCCACGAGAUUCCUGCGUAUGCUUUCAAGAGAAAAGAAGCGCCUCGACGCCAUCAGAAAGACGUAUCUCGAUGCCGAAGAGAAGAUUCUUAUCGGGCAAUCAAGCAUCAAGGUCAUCGCCACAAAGGCGAAGACAGACACCAUCAUGAAGGAAUUAGAACAGGCGGCCAAGGAUACGGUUGUUCAAACCAUCGACGACGUCUUUUGGGUCCCCAAUGAUGACGAGACCGUCACGCUUUUGGAGCAUCUAGGUCAGCUCACGAGCACCUUGAUCACUCACAGGCCCCAAGAAAAGAUUAUCGAAGUGGCAUGGUUCCGCGACGGGCCCGAACAAAGAGGCCAAGAACGCCGUGCCGACGUCGUUCGACGUCUCCUGCUCACCGCGCUCUGGCCCAAAGAAGAAACUGUACACCUCAAGGGUCCGAAAGACACUGAAUGCCGAACCAUUCCCAUGGUGAUUGGGCGCGAGAGGCUUUCGUGGGUGGACAAGUUGACCCAGUGGUCUCGCUGGGCGAAACCCGUCGGCCGCAACUCCCGUCCCAAACCCCACAUUUCAGUGAAACAGCGCGGCGUCCUAAGCAAGCCCAUCGAGGCACCGCCGACGGAGUCGGAAUUCCGCGAGAGGAGGAGCAAAUCAUACACCGCAACCACCGCCAGCUUCGGUCACAUUCUGCACAAGAACGCCGACGCCGUGAACGUGGCCGCUGCCGCGGAUCCCAGUCCACACAUCUUCUCUCCCACCUCCCCUCCUCCCGCCAGCCUCGCUGCCCUGUCCGAAAGACUCGACUCGUCCAAACCCGUCACCACCUCACUCGUCCUCACCUUCCGUGCCCUCCCUUCAAUCCAUGAGUCAAAACCUGAAUAUUCCAUAAAGACCCAAUACUUCACCCGGGUCCAAAAGCUCGAAAAGCCCAGCGAUGCCGUCAAACCUUCGUCCGGACCUGUUCGUCGUCCGGACCUGCUCGAGCUGCAACUCACGAUACCCGACUACCUACCAGAAGGACCUCUCAUGUGGGACUCAUGCCCGAAGCGCCUCGUCGUGGUCGCGGAUCAAACCCACACCGACGUCUCCAUACCGGAUCAGCCCGUCGAUCUGCGCAUCUCCCAGUCCGAUCUGAGGGUCAUGUCCGCCUCUGCUCUCGACGACUCCCCCUUCCGCGAGUACAUCGACACCGCCGAACUCGACCUCCUCGCGGGACGGCUCGGCCCUCCCCCAAUGAUACGCAUCGCGGACACGCCCUUCAAUCCGCCAAUCAAGAACCCCUCAGAACCGACGGACUACAUGUUCACGGGUCUGGAGAUGCGCCGCACGCUGGAGGCAGACUACCAGGGGCAUAAGCUUCUGUACACGAGUGUCCAGGCCGGCCACCACGGCGGUCGGCGCGCAGAGAUGGUUCUCGAGGCGCAGCCUGCUGAUCCAUCUCUGCCCCCAGAGGAGCAAGAGCUCCAUGCUGCGAGCUUCCUGAGCCUGGCCAAGGACCUGGCUCAGGGCAAGGUGGUGAAGUGGGUGGGAGAGGUCGAUGCUGAGGCGGAGAGCCAAAGGAGGUUAGCUGCCGCCAAGCCUGUGGCAGAGCCAGAGGUUUCGGACACCAGCAUGUAA
Messenger RNA from Colletotrichum chrysophilum, 2133 nucleotides. RefSeq lists its product as uncharacterized. The transcript has 3 exons. Gene Ontology annotation, cellular component: mitochondrial inner membrane. NCBI's taxonomy places the organism in Eukaryota, Fungi, Ascomycota, Sordariomycetes, Glomerellales, Glomerellaceae. Bases 1 to 2133 code for a protein of 710 amino acids. The record is from RefSeq and is a predicted model, not a curated record.